Bactrocera neohumeralis is the source of this 7063-nucleotide messenger RNA. RefSeq lists its product as uncharacterized. The transcript has 11 exons. Bases 2108 to 3229 code for a protein of 373 amino acids. The record is from RefSeq and is a predicted model, not a curated record. Lineage: Eukaryota; Metazoa; Arthropoda; Insecta; Diptera; Tephritidae.
AUUGCUCGGGUGUUGCCCAUGCUGCCGCUGCCACUAACGAUGCUAUUAGCGCUGUUAGAGUUCUGCGUUGCUGUGGCUGCUGUUGUUGGCGCCGCUGCUACUAUUUGGCUUACCCGAAUGCUGCUGUGUCCCAAUCGUCAAACGAUGUGCUGCCACUAAAAAUGAAACUGAAACACGCGUUAUGGUAUUCGGCUAACGACUUGCCAGUCAGUCUCAAAGGAACUUUUGUGCGGUUCGGUUCGGUUCGGUUUGAUGUGUUGCACGUGCAAAAUACAUAUUUCCCAACGUCGUGCGCUCGACUUUUCAGUGAUUAUUUCGUUGCGGCGCUAGUGCUUGGCCCACAUUGCGUACGCGUCCUCAUUACGUGCGAUUUGGUGGCAUUAUUGUGACAUAAAAGACUUUUUGCUAUUAGUACGCUGAAUAUUGCGCAAUAUUUUGGCAUCAAUUGAACUGCGCUCAACGUGUAUGUUUGAUGUGAAAGAAGUGCGAAUCCAAUAAGCGACAGCCAUUAUUAGUUGUCCAGCUGCCUGUGUACUAAGCAAAUGUUGUGGCACGUUUUUGUGGCAAUUAGUUGUUGGCGCUCUUGCUAGGCCAGCAGCGCAUGUGCAAUUAUUGUAACUUUCCAUGAAUUUGUAGCGUUUACUUUUGCAAAGCAAGUUUCGUUCGCGUCCAUUACGUGUGGCAAGCAGCCGGCUUAGCCAGCACACGUUGCAAGUGCAAGUCUCUUUUUUAGCGCUAGUAGUAGCGUCUGUUUGUUUUUCAUACCGCCGUUGCUGUCACCGCUGGCGAUAACGCUGCUAGUUGCGUAAACUUUCAUUGAAGCGCUUGUUUUGGUUGUAUCUCGCCGCUUACGCGCUACUUUAGUGUUUGUUGGCCGCGCGCGUACUUUUUGUAUGUUUGCUGUUGUGCGCGCGUGUGUUGUGAAUUUACAUAAAUAAUCUAAGUGAUUUUCAAUCAUAAUUUCCUUGGCGCUUCAAGCCAUUGUUGCUGCCAUGACGCGUAAUAUACUAUAGUGUCACAUAAUUCUCUCUCGGCAAGUAACACACACACACACAAGCAAUACACAAAUAUUUUAGUGAAGCGCGUAGUGACAGUGGCUGCUCGUAAAAUGUUUAAUAUACUCGCUGCGACACCUGACUGGCAUACCGACACGUACUAAAGACAACCUAUCUGCGCUCCCAUUGCGUCCACUACACUUGCUUACAACGCCAUCAAACGCGUGCAACGUGCUGCUGAAGGACACUCAAGCUGUGCCGCAUUGAGUAAGCUCGCCUGCUGGCUUACUGCUUACUGCUUCGGUGUGUUUGUGCCCGUUGUGCUUCUCGUAAAAUAUCACCGUUGAACGUGCGCGGAUUAGAAAGCCACAAGCGUGGAGGCAAGUAUCGCGGUCGCAGCGCGUCGCUGGCUAUGUAAAUAGCGCGUUGCUUGUGCGCCACUGACUCUACUUUCCGGGUGACGUGUCAUGGAUCUUUUUGAAUUGCUGGAUCGUGAUAGCUAUUAGAAAGGACAUUGAUCCUAUAAUCCUUAUUCCUGCACUUAACUUAAAGUCUCCUGCUGAAGAUUUGGCGCUGAAAAGGAUCAACUAAAGGAUCGCUCCCUUUAAAAAUUGAUUGCUCCAGUGACAACUGCAUUCUACACACAUUUUGGAGAAUUUCUAAGACUAACUAAACGUAUAGAGAUCUUUACUGUAAAACUCAAUUAUGUGUGUCCAGUUGGUUGAAUGGCGCUUAAGCUGUCUCGCAUGCAGGAAGUGGAUGUGAAUCAUUAACAAGUGCAACAACGGGCAAACAACAGAACGCAAACACACACGCAUAUAUACUUACACCGGCACUCAUAUACACCAACGUGUGGCAAGUGCGGAGCCUUGGGCGCCACUCCGUUAUAUCUCUUUUACGGCGGCCCAGCACGUAGGCAACUAGCCAAAGCCACCUCCCACGAGUGAGCGAGAACUUCGCCAACGCAACUCUCGGUCCGCAUCAAGGACACACACAGACACACAAAUUGUGGUGUGUAGUGCAGCUUUGCAGCGCUCAUUUGCCAUUCCACGCAGCAGUUAAUCUGCAACUUAACGUCCCUUCUUCACAUCUUAAUCAGGCACAAGGCAAUCAUGUCUAAAAGAGAGCGACUAUUUCACGAAUGGUUCAAUCUGUUCGCACUGAUCUGGAUGAUAAUCACCGACAUAUGUUUUAACGCGCACUGUUUGAAGGACCUGAAGAUAUUCGUGCCGGAGGCGGUUAUAAUGGGCAACGCAGCGACGCUCUCAUGCCAAUACGAUUUGGGGCAGGCUGCUCUCUAUUCGGUUCGCUGGUAUUUCGGCACUGAGGAAUUCUAUCGCUAUGUGCCCAAGGAGUCACCGCCCACGCUGGUCUUUCCGGUGUCUGGCAUUAAUGUCGAUCUCACAAACUCAGACGCCACUUCGGUAACGCUGAAGGGUGUCAACCGCGAACUAACUGGCAACUACCAGUGCGAAGUGUCCGAAGAUGAGCCGCUCUUCCACACCGACAUACGCGCCGCACACAUGCAGGUCAUCGAACUGCCCAAGGAUGAGCCGGCUAUGCAGGUAGACAAGAAGGUCAUCACCAUGAAUGACAAUUUCAAGGCUGUCUGCACAGUUGGGAUGUCAUAUCCGCCAGCCAACAUAACAUGGUACAUCAACGGACGCAAGAUUUACAAAACACCCUUUCAACGCAUCAACCACGUCGCCUUCGAAGGUACCUCCACAUACUCCUCUCUAGAAAUCUCCCCACACAGUCAAGUGCUGCAAGGUUUCUUCCAGACGGUGCCCAAAUACCAGACGACAAGUAUACUGCUGCUAUGCGAGGUCUCCAUACUGCAUGUCUUCCAUAAGAACGUGCAACAACGCUUGCUGCUGAGCGUAACGCCGCCCACCACCAUCUCGCCCAACCUACUCGGCCUGGAGGGUUCGAAACGCAUCAACGGCGAUCCAGACAACUCGGCGCUCACAGGCGGCGUCGCCAGUAGCCACAACAGCAGGCGACGAAUAGGAGGCGUGUUCGCGAUCGUCGGCAUGGCGUUCGUUGCACUGUUGGCGGUGGGCGUGUGUCAUGGCGCUACAAUGGGCGCGCUCGCCGAUGAUACAAUGCCACCGCUUGCAACUCGGUUCGCUGUGGCAGCGGCUUCGUCGAAGCGCCAGGCGGUAGUUCUCGCGACGUCCGCGCCAUUGGCGCCAAGCGUGGCAGCAGCGCAGAAAGCUGUGGUUCAGCUGUGACCUCAAAGCAGCGUAUAUAUUAGUGGUGACAACCUCAGUGAUGGCAAACAAAUUGCAACAACUACAAAGUAAAUAAAUAACGUCGUUUCCUGGCUGCAAAAACAACAAAACGCAGAAAUGGCAGCGGCAGCGGCAGCAGCAGACGUUAUGAAGGCUAACACGGCAUGCAAACUAUAACAGUAGAGAAAUGUUAAUUUAAUGCAACAACAACAACAACAUAACAACAAAAACUAAAUGAAAAUGGCAAACAAUGGAAAUUGGUUUUGCACAUGAAAUUUAAUUGUGAAAAACACCACAAAAAAAGCAGAAAAUUGGAAAAAUUAAACCUAAUAUUAAGCAUACAAAUAGCGGUAAAUGUAGCAAAGCAACAAAAAAUUAUGCAAAUAUGUCUGGUAUAAAUGAAAAUAAAUAAAAAGGCGUAAAGUAAAUAGUGAGAAAUAAUUAUAAUGAAAUUAAUUUAUAUAUUUGUUGACGGCAAUAAAGAUAAAACACUACAACAACAACAACAACGCUAACCGCAGUAGUGCGCAUGCAUCAUAUGCCCGAAGAAAAGCCAUAAUAAAUAACAGCUAACAAAUAAACACAUAAAUAUAAAUUGAAAAUAAUUAAAUGUAAAUUAAGUUUUUAAGCAACAAAAACAUAAACAACAACAAAAUGUAUGUUAAAUAGCAAAAGAAAUGCGUUAAAAAGAAAAAUCAAAAAGAAAAUCCUUAAAUGUGUUAGUGUGUAAGUCUUGGCAUAAUUGGCGCGCAGCAGCAUCUUCGCUGAUUACAGUUAUUGCAAUUACACAAAGGCGCUAUCCACGCUUUCUGUAUGUAUGCACAAGUGAACGCAUAACUUAUGGAGUAUUAAAAUCAAAACUUUCAAGCACACAUUUAUUGUAGUUUUAAGGCUUACAAAACCACAAAAUGUUGCUGCAAAGUGAAAUCCGGCUGAAAAGCCGCUUAUUUACACAGCAACUUGAAAAUGUUGGUGGGUGACAUUGAAAGCGACAAAAAAAUUAAAACUACUGCGAGUACUUGUUUAUAUAUUUAUUUGAUUUUAUAUGAUUUAUUUCAGUUUAAUUUUAUUUUUUUAUUUUUUUGGUUGGCUUCCUUACUCUUCCUGGUUUUUAAAAAUGUUUUGAUAAUUACCUUCAUAGAUUUGUUAGACAUAAAUUCGGUGAUUGUAGCGCGGCCUUUGGCAAUAAUGAAUGCCAAAUGUUGUGAAGAUAUAUUGUAAAAUGACACAGUUUUCCAUAUUAAAACUUGAUUCCGAUCGUCCAGUAGUUAUGACAGUUAUAUGUUACGUUUAUCGAUAUGAUAUGUUCCUAACAUUUUUUUAAGCAAUAAUAAUUGACAAUUUUCUUAAAGAUGUCCCGUCAAUUGAAAAAUCUUUCCAUACAGACAUUUUAUUUCAAUCGUACUGAUUGUAUGGCAGCUAUAUGCUAAAACUUUUUUGGCAGGAAAGGACGUGUUAAAAAUUUCAGUUUAAUGACUUAAACACUGAAAUGUUUCAAUUAAUUUAAAAACAAUUUCCCGAGAAGCACUACCAAGAGCAAACAUAGUGGGACUUUGUUCUUAGUUUUAAAAUACUUACAUUCUUCAAAUUUUCUGUCAUCCCCCUUAAAGUACUCAUGGCCCCUAUACUCUUGUGCCAACGUUUCUUUCAAACCUCGAAACAGUUAUUAAAUUAAUUUUCCGGAAUAUCCUUCAAUUCGCGUAGCGAUUCACGUUGAAUGUCUGCAAUUUACUCAAAACGGUUCCCUGGAAUUGUUCAUUAAGUUAGCUGAAUAGCCAGAAGUCACACGGAGCUAAGUCAGGCGAAUAAAGCAGCUGCGGCACAUAUUUCGGUUGAAAAUUGGGUUGGAAUUUGGUGAAAAAGCCAAGAGUUUGAGCCCAUAAUUCCGGCUUCCUUUUACGAAUAGCUUCGCAAACGACGCAUAAUACUCAAUUAGUAUCCCUUGUUGACAGUACGGCCGGUCGGAAGGAAUUCGAAGUACACCAAACCUCGAUAAUCGAAAAAAACUGUCAAUAAAACCUUGUUUUUGGACCUGUUUUGACGUGAUUUUUUGGAUUUCGGGUCACCACUAUAUUCGGCCGAUUGAUCGUCUGUUUCCGAGUCGUAAGCAUAGAUGCAAGGCUCGUUGCCAGUAAUAAUAAGUUUUAAACAUCAUGGUAGUCGGAAAGCAUUGUUUCACAAACGUUGACGCGACGCUGUUUUUCGAAAAAAUAGAGUGAUUUUCAAAUCAAUCGUGCUAGUACUUUUCUUAAGCCAAAAUGGGUUUCAUUGAUCCAUCCGAUGUUUCAACGAUACCAGUAAGAUCUCUGACUGCCAAUUGUCAAAAAUUUCCUUAUUUUAUCGACGCGUUGAACAUCAGUUAAUAUUGAUGAUCGCCCUACGUUCGUCGUCAACUCGUAUAAAUCGCCGAAUUAAUUUUAUGUACUGUAGAAAGAAAAGCGUAUACUAAACACUAAUGAUUAUUUUGAUGUGACAUUUGAAAGAUGUCACCGACAGUCAUAUCAAUAUUAUUUACCCACAGGAAGAAAGUUUUCAAGUGGCUUCGAAUAACUCUUGGAUUUAACAUAAUUUUUUUCUUUAAUCAGUCAUUCCUUAUUUCAUGUAUGGUAUUCCGGCCCGCAAGUGGACUAAAAUACAAUGAUGUGCUAAGUCAUGUUCUUUUUGGUCAUUUUACUGAUUUUAUACACUCUCCUGCGAAAUUUUGGAAUAUGGUAUCUGGGAAAAUAACUGAUGGCAUUUGGACUUAUGGAAGUAAAGGGCGUUUUUACAGACAUACUAUAUAGUUUUGAUAAAUAAAACGAAUAGAAAUAGAGUUAAUUAUUUCAGCCAAAAAUUUAGUUUCAUUUGAAAGAUAAGGGUUUGUCAUCACGUUUUAAAAAUCAUUUCGGACAAGUGAUCGGCGCGGCUGGCUCGAAUAAAUUCCAGCCGAGGGGCAGAAUUUUCGAUCACUAUUUCCAGCAAUUGGUUUCAUAAGUCUGAGGUAAGACGCCGAAUAUUCUCUUCCAAGGCUUCAAACGUCUCGAGCAUAUCAGCAUAAACAAGCGACUUCAGAUAUACAUAUAUAUAUAUUAUAUUCACACCAACAACAUCUAAAUCAAAAAUUAACGAAAAAGUCAUUGAUCAUGGUCCAAUAGCGUUCCCCAUUGACAAUAACAUUAUGAACGUCUUCAUUUUUUAAAAAAUAUGGACCAAUCAUUCCCUAUAUCUAUAGAGCAUACCAGAAUUUUUGUUAAAAUCUCUACAAUAUAUGUACACAUGUAUAAAUUUAUAAAUUUAUUACAUUUUCAAUUGUUGGCUUUACUAAUCAGUAAAUGGUAAUAUUUUGAAGAUCUCGUAAUAAAACGUUCUCAGUACGGUUUCAGCACCUGUCAAAGAUAUAUAGAUACUAAAAAAAUGAAAAUGCGUCAUAUUUUGCUUUACUUCGAAAAAGGGAAAACGCAAGAUAAGCGGCUAAAAAUGUAAGUAUUGUCUGAAGUCCAGUUGCUUCGAUUCUGUCUGGUAAUUUUAAUGACAAAGAUGUACCUCUUUGUGAAAAAUCGAUUGUCCAAAGCAUCAAGAAAAUGAUGGAAAUCCUCAAGUCCGCCCGUCAUGUGAGCACUGUUUCAAUUGUCCAGGAAUGGAAAAUUUUACAAACAGCGUUAGGAGAGGUGGAGAAAGAUGCUCGCUGUACAGGUGCUGCUUUAGUAGUCUUAAAAUAGCCUCAUAAAUUGGAAUUCUAUCUGCGAAUUACUGUUGAAUAGCAACAAAAUGUAUCCAUUUCUGAAGUUGAUAGUUAGGUUAUGAAAAGUGGGUCGCCUACAACAAUGUCACUUCGCGGUUCUCUACUUUUCAAAA